Molecule: messenger RNA, 3073 nt
Organism: Acaulospora colombiana
Lineage: Eukaryota; Fungi; Glomeromycota; Glomeromycetes; Diversisporales; Acaulosporaceae
Source: the annotation of a GenBank genome assembly
CGAGAUUUGCGGUGGGGUGGCCAGAUCCAAAAGGUGUGGCAGCCGUUCCAUCCUUCGACCCUUCUCGCAAAAGGCCUCGUCUGCAAUGCAUAUUGCUACACAACAUUCUAAUGUAUCCGACAUACCUUGGCCUCAGUCUUUGCGAUCCCAUCCUAUUUUCGACCUUUCUGAGGAGGUUCAGCAACCAACAAAUCCUAUAACAGGUCAGUUCGAUCUCAUUGGUGACAUCAAAUAUCUUGCUGAAGCGCGUAAUCACCAUGAAUUACUGCUUGUUGAACUCUCUACUCUUGCUCUGACGCGCUAUCUUCAUUUCUGGAUCGUUCCUUCUCCUGUUUUGCAACCCACAACAAAAUCUGGGUGCGCCCACAAAAUAAAAUCUCGAACCGAAACAGCUCGUCAAAGACGAUCCCGUGUGCUGUUCCGGAAUUCUGACUUGUUGGUGGCCAUAAACAACCAAAUACGCAUCACAAGCUUGCUCGAUGCCAAACUGCCUAAAGCGUCUCGCACAUACAAGACCCUCCAUGCACCGAACGUACAAUUCAUAAUUGAGCAAAUGGCGUUGAACGCCGACGGCAGGCUACUUGCAGUCGCAGGCUCCCACCACUUGGCAGUAAUCGUUCUACCAUCCAGCGGUAGAGGUGGAAGAGCUCCAACUAUCGAAUGCAAAUCCAUCCAAAUAGCACCUUACUAUCAUGGCAACAAAGGCUCUGCGAAGAUAGUAAAGAUAGAUUGGCACCCUCUGGGUCAUGGAAAUACUUCUCUGUUUGUCUUAACGGCUGAUGGUGUCCUUCGGGAAUACGAUCCAACAGAAGAUGCAGAGGAACCUCUCCAAACAUUCAAUUUCGUUUUAAAGAAGAAGAAAAGGAGUACAUUCAAUAUGGAGAGUCCUGACUCUUCGGAAGCUAUUUCUUUCUCUUUUGGAUGUGGUCAACGAGAUACGAUUGGUGCUAGAGGUUGUAGUGACUGGACACCAUUGACUGUAUACGGUCUUAUGAAAGGAGGAGACAUCUAUGCACUCUGUCCAGUCUGCCCUAGUCGAAUGCAUGUGGACGCAGCUUUUCUUCGCUCGCUUGAAGCAUACGUUCGUGGGAAGGAAGCUCUUGCUCUCCAAGAUUCGUCACUCAUGAACUCUCCAAUACCUGCCUUCCAUCUUUCUGCUUCAUUUUCUUCCUCGACCUCCUCGACCGUUACAUCGACGUCAGAGCUAGAUCUCCCAACUAUUUAUGAUCACCAACGAAAGUAUAUGUCAACUCUCAUAAAACAACUACCGCAAGAAGAAUCAGCAGAGGCUCCCGCUCCUAGCGGUCUGUUCAAGGAGUCCUCCCUCUCUAGUGUCUCAACACAAUCCGUGGUGUCUACUAAAACUCGCACUAAUGUGUCUCAACUGGUUACAGUUACUGCUCCCAACACUAUCAAACUCGAGGUGGAACCACAAGGUCCCUUCCGCUUCCAACCUGCUCCAGCACCUAGCUCAGCACCGGAUUGGGAUGAGAUAGCCACUGAUAUAUUCUAUUCAACUCCUACUGCCCAAGGAGAUAAGUCAUCCAACGACAAGCUAUCAUCCAUAGGCAUCUUGAUGGUCGCUUUCGCUGAUGGGCGCGUGGAUGUAUGCCUGGACUUGAUCAAGGUAGAGGCAGUUUGGACACGGCCGGGAGCACCUCCUCAUUCGCCCCUUCUAGUGGUUGUUGAGACCAUUGACUUGGAUUUUGUAUCAUAUUUUCGUCCAGUCGCUCCACAAUAUCCAGGUUCCUCGUCGAAGCCAAUUUCAGGCCCAACACGGCCAGCAGCAUCGGCCCUUCAACCACUGCUAACAUCCGCUCCACUUCAUCCGCGUUUCAUGGCCCAAAAUUACGUAUCACUGAUACCAGACCCAAUAUACGGAGAUACAGUGUACUUAUAUCAUAGUUUUGGGGUCCACGCUAUUUGGUUUGGGUGGCUCAAGGGAUUACAAGAGUCCCUUGCUUUAAGUCUUUCUAAAUCGGCAGACGAAAGUUUUGAAGUCCUUCAAGACUUUGUCAGCAAGAAACUUGCAAAAGAUGGCCGUGAGGCAUCUACUGUCGUACAAAUGUUGGACGUGGUAGAUGUAGCCUUAAGGACUACCUUCCCAGUCACUGGCUUUACUGUCUCCUCCGACAUCUACAUAGAUUAUUCUAUGCUUUCUCUAACCUCCAACCAUCAAGUAGUCCCGGUUGAACUUCAAAUACGGUUCCCGGAUCCGCAGCCAGAUAAUGGGCCCUCCAAAGAAAGUUUUGGAUCACUUGCCCAGUCAUCAGACUUUACCAAAUCGUCUGACAACAGGGACCCACCAACCUUGGCAAUUCCAAGCAAUUCCAGCUCCUACCUUAGUAAUAAACCAUUCACAGGUUUGCCCCACUAUCGACCUCCAAAUCUUCCUCCUGUUCCAAAGAUAGUAUUGGGGCGAAAUGAAGCGAAUCCGGGCGAGCUGCGGCAGUUUGCAGCCGCUGUUGCAACAUUGUCGGAAUACCAUAAAGUGAUACAAACGCUGCCAGCGAUAUUGGAAGAAAGGGUCGAACUGUUGACCUUGGAGAGAAAUCGGCAAAUUCAGACAGUCAAACAACUUCGAGGUCAACUUGAAAGAAUUGCUGGGAAGGGUGCAACGGGAAGUGGAUUACAGAGACUCAUUGCGCGCACAGAAAGAGCUCACCAGGUUCAACCCAUGUUAGUAAAGAGACUCGACUGGCUCUUACAGCGUUUGAUGGACACCUACAACGGUGCUCUUACCGAUGGUGAGAAAGCAUGGUUCCGUGAAUUGAAGAGGAUGCGAAAAGAUGUUGCGUAUAGUGCUGAUGGAAAUUCAUUGCUAUCGCGAGCCGAUUUGCUUUCCAAACAAUUGGCAAUACUAUCCCCUGAUCUCCACGAUAUCAAAGAAACGGAGGACGCCAUGAAGAAGCAGCAGAAUGGCGGGGAUGCUUUAGGAACUAGGCAGAUGCUUGAUCUAGGUCGUCAGUUGGGCUCAGAAGAGAUACGGGUUAAAGAAGCCGUUCAAAAGAUGAAAGAGCUUGCAGCUAGGAUGGGAAUUACCAACGUCGAGCCACCAGAAGACGAAGAAUAA